GUCACCUCAAACCCUAUUCUUCAGACUCUCUUCCUCGUGCGUCUUCACGCCGUCGUCCAAAUUUGACGAAGAUGUCUUCGACGCUACGUGACAGGCCGAUCUCCUCUUCUCAAUUCAACUAUUUUUGAUCUGUUAGGAUCGAUCUCAUAUACAAUUCCCUAGAUCUUUCUCUAGCUUGUGCAAAUAGCACGGCUUCGAAGGCAACGACCACCUCCCUUUCCCCGUUUCCCAGCGACAUAGUAUCGUCUUCCUUCCUCCACCUCCUUAAGGUCUAUCUUUUUCUCUCUGAAGAAUCUCCUGCUAAUGAUCACAUCCCUACCUCUGCUCUCCUCGUGGUUGUUUCCAUGCCUAGGGGCACCACUAGUGAGUUAAGCGGUGUUUCAUGGUCCUAUGCUCAGUAGGUUCAGCACAGUACUAUAUUCAAAACCUAUAAAUUUGUUUAUUCUGUUAAGAGCAGCAUUUCUACUGCAUCCAGAUACCUCUGUAGGUGUUAGGUCUUCUGGAAUGUCGGCCAUGGAGUCAUUACGCCACACUCAAAAAUUUCAUUCAACAAAUUUAUUGUCAGAGAAUUUAGAUCAGCCAUCUAAUUCCCCAGAACCUUCAUAUUUGCAUGUGGAGAAUACUUGCUCGUCCAGUGUCUGCUCCACUCCAGACAUUGAAAAGAAGUAUGUUCAUCGCAUUUAUGAUGCCAUUGCACCUCAUUUCAGCUCAACUCGAUUCGCUAAGUGGCCAAAAGUUGCUAGUUUCUUGAACUCUUUGCAGCCAGGUUCUGUCAUUUUGGAUGCUGGUUGCGGAAAUGGAAAGUAUCUUGGCCUGAACCCUGAUUGCUUCUACAUAGGUUGUGAUAUAAGCCCUUCUCUAGUUGAAAUAUGCACAAGGAAAGGCCAUGAAGUAAUGGUUGCUGAUGCUGUCGACCUUCCCUACAGAGAGAAUUUUGGUGAUGCUGCAAUUUCUAUCGCGGUAUUGCAUCACCUGAGCACUGAUAGUAGACGGAUAAAAGCAAUAGAGGAGUUGGUUAGGGUUGUUCGGAAGGGUGGGCUGAUUUUAAUCACUGUGUGGGCUGUUGAACAAGAAGAUAAAUCACUACUUACUAAAUGGACACCUCUCUGUCAUAAGUAUGAUGAUGAAUGGGUGAAGUCAAGCAAUCCACCUGUUCGUGGUAAUGCUGCAACCAAGUUGGAAUGUAUCCCCGAGUUAGAUGAAAGUUGUAGGCAAACAUCCAGCAGAUUGUUUGCUGGAGAAGUGGAGUCAAGAACAGACAAAGUUAUGGACGGUGCUUCUAUUCCAUGUUCCAUUUCGGAGGGAGAGUAUUCUUCCAACGAUGGCCUAUCUGAGACCCAGCAGGAAUAUUUUGUUCCUUGGCACUUGCCAUAUCACCGUGCUGAAAUUAGUGGUGCAUCAGCUUCAGCACUUGAAUCUGGACUAGCAAAGAAGGAUGAUAAGAAAGGAGCGCUGGUAUACAACCGUUAUUACCAUGUUUUUGUUGAAGGCGAACUCCAAAGGUUGGUUUCGGGCAUAAAUAAUGCAUCAAUUGUCGACCAAUUUUAUGACAAAUCGAAUUGGUGUAUUGUUCUCGAGAAGAUCUAAGACUGUGCACGAUAAUUGUUGAAUAUUGUAGAUUCAUUUGAGAGAAUUUUGGCUGCGACUUCGAAUCCUCCCUAAGUAUUAGAAUUAUUUGUGCGCUGGCAAUGGUUGAUUCUAUGGUGUCCAUGCUUUGUAUUGCUAAUUGCUAUUGACAUGAGCAAUCAGCUUAGGUCUGUAAAACCUGAAUUGAGCUUAAACUGAUGACAUUAAAAAAGCUCUGGGUUUUUUUUUGCCGUCCGCUUGCCGUCUGCCGCGAGCGAGUGUUUCUUGAUUUAUUCUAAUGUUUAGUGGGAAAAUUUCAUAUCGUUAGACCGGUCAUUCCAGGAUUAGCUGUGUUAAUUAUUUUUUUUUCAAAUUUAUUAAAGAGUUAAUGAGGUUGAGCUUUUA
Zingiber officinale is the source of this 1971-nucleotide messenger RNA. RefSeq names its product tRNA (carboxymethyluridine(34)-5-O)-methyltransferase-like. Bases 391 to 1587 code for a protein of 398 amino acids. The record is from RefSeq and is a predicted model, not a curated record. Gene Ontology annotation, cellular component: nucleus; cytoplasm. Gene Ontology annotation, molecular function: S-adenosylmethionine-dependent methyltransferase activity; tRNA binding. Lineage: Eukaryota; Viridiplantae; Streptophyta; Magnoliopsida; Zingiberales; Zingiberaceae. The transcript has 3 exons. Gene Ontology annotation, biological process: tRNA wobble uridine modification.